Xenopus tropicalis (tropical clawed frog) is the source of this 3341-nucleotide messenger RNA. It is a transcript of the gene snx8, whose product is annotated as sorting nexin 8. Bases 208 to 1446 code for a protein of 412 amino acids. Gene Ontology annotation, cellular component: membrane; cytosol. The record is from RefSeq and is a predicted model, not a curated record. Gene Ontology annotation, molecular function: phosphatidylinositol binding. The transcript has 11 exons. Gene Ontology annotation, biological process: retrograde transport, endosome to Golgi. NCBI's taxonomy places the organism in Eukaryota, Metazoa, Chordata, Amphibia, Anura, Pipidae.
UCCUCUCCGCUGCUUCCUUCCUGGCCUGCCCCUUUGAGCGCACCAGGUUUGGGAUGUGUUAUUGCCGCCUGCCAGGCAGGGAACUGCGUUCGUGUUGCGACUGCUAGAGAUGCUGAGAAGCGGGACAAGGGGACAAACAGAGCGACGCUGUGUGGAGCAGACGAGCACAACGAUUUGCCUUGGAGUUAGCUGAAAGAGCAUCACACCAUGCAGUCAGCACAAGGAAACCAACUGAUAUUACCAUAUACAUUGCAAGAGAUUCUGGGUCGUGAUACUGUGCAAGUAGAGCUGAUACCAGAGAAGAAAGGCUUGUUCCUGAAGCACGUGGAGUAUGAAGUGUCAAGUCAGCGCUUCAAAUCAGCCGUGUACAGAAGAUACAAUGACUUUGUGGUGUUCCAAGAGAUGCUUUUGCAGAAAUACCCAUACCGCACAGUUCCCUCGUUGCCACCAAAAAGGGUGCUUGGAGCUGACCGGGAGUUCAUAGAAGCACGCCGGCGAGCUCUGACGCGGUUUAUCAAUUUGGUAGCCAGACACCCAUCUUUUUGGGAUGAUCUCCUUGUCAAUAUAUUUCUUUCAUACAGUGGCCAGGAUGUACAGAAUAAAAUGCGGGAGUCAGUUCGUGGAGUGGGAGAUGAAUACCUGAUCUGUAAAUUCUCUGCACAGGCUAAAGAUUUCCUCCCAGCGGAUAUCCAGAUCCAAUUUGCUGCCAGCAGAGAACUGAUCAGAAACCUCUUCAACAGCUUUUACAAACUGCGAGAUCGGGCAGAAAGAAUGGCGGCACGGGCUAUAGAUAAUGCUACAGAUCUCCUAAGCUUUGGAAAAGAAUUAAGUGCUUUAGGUUCUGAUGCCACUCCACUUCCUUCUUGGGCUGCUGUCACCCAGAGCACCUGGAGCACUCUGAAGCAGGCACUGAAAGGCUUAUCUGUAGAGUUUGCUCUGCUUGCUGACAAGGCGGCUCAUCAGGGAAAAUUGGAAGAAAUUGACGUGGUAGAGAAAUUAAACCUGUUCUUAGACCUUCUUCAGUCUUACAAAGAUUUGUGUGAGAGGCAUGAGAAAGGAGUAUUGCACAAGCACCAGAAGGCCCUGCACAAGUACAGCCUUAUGAAGAAGCAAAUGAUGAGUGCAACAGUGCAAAGCAAAGAGGCUGAAUCUGUUGAACAACUGGAGUCCCGUAUUGUAGAGCAAGAGAAUGCUAUCAUAGUAAUGGAGCUCAGGAAUUACUUUUCCUUGUAUUGUCUGCACCAAGAAACCCAACUCAUCCAUAUUUACCUGCCCAUGACUUCACACAUACUCGGAGCUUUUGUGAAUUCACAGAUCCAGGGCCACAAAGAGAUGAACCAAGUUUGGAAUGAACUGAAACCAAAACUGAACUGCCUGUUUGUUGGAACCUCCACCCUACCUACUCCACCUCUCUCUCCAGAUGAAAGAAAUUUCUUCCCUCGCUAGAGCAGUCAGUAAUGGCUGGGCAUAUCAUGGGGCAUUGCAAGAAUCUUCUUUAUGCUGGAGGGAAACUGGCUGAUCAUUUUCUGGAACACUUUAAACAGCCGCUAUGGAAUUUACUGAUGGAAUAAAUCAUUUUUUUGCCAUAUUAAAGCCAAAAUAUAUUGCUUUAUAUGCUCAAAAUUACUUGAUACUAAGUAUCAUCAUACAGUCGUGAUGUGAACUUCUCAGUGUAUGCCAUAAAAGCUUGCAUGCCCGGGUUUGCACACAGCAGUUUUUCUCUUUCUUUUUCUUUACAAAAUGCCAGCUCUUGUGCUUUCUGCUGCCUUUUCCUGAUUAUCUGUAUCUUGGCUGCACAAGUGCUUGAGUGCUGUGGGGAUCUGAUUAUCCCUUGUAAACCCUAACUAGGUCAGUUGACAGUAUCUUAUAUCUAGCUGUGGUGUUCCGAGACCUUGGGAAGUAAUCAUUCCAAAAUUUCCCAGGAUCAAUGCAAUACUGUGCAUAGGGGAGCACAGGUCUAAACAUUCCAGCUUUUGUUAUUGCUUUUAUUAUUGCUUGUAAUCAAAUCACUGAUUAGAAGUAUGAGUCUUGAAUUUUUUGUUAAGAAUUUCUUAAUGGCUAAGUUCCCUUAAGUAUUGUGUUUUAUUGAGGUGUAGUUUAGUAAAUUUUUUCUGAGAAAUCGCUGCUAUAACAUUACUGACCUAAAACUUAGUUAUUUACUUAAUUAUGAGGAGUAAUUAUGUUACUAGACUGAGCUACAAUUGCGUAUCUGGCAGUAGUUAUCCAAGUAUUUGUACCAGUACAGUAUUUUCCAUUCUUUUCUCUUUUACAUAGGGCAACACUAGGGGGCCCAUUUACUUACUCACGAACCGGCCGAAUGCGUCCGAUUGCGUUUUUUUCGUAAUGAUCGGUAUUUGGCGAUUUUUUCGGAAAAUUGUUGCGACUUUUUCGUUACCAAUACGAUUUGCGCGAAAAACGCGAGUUUUUCGUAGCCGCCGAAAAAAAAUCGCAAAAAAUACGAAAAAGUCGCAAAAUGUUCGUUUUCCAAUCGGAUUCGAAUUCGUGUCUUAGUAAAUGUGCCCCUAGGACUACACUGAAAUUUGCUUACCAUCACAUGCCUUUAGAUUUACAUACUAACAAUGAUCACAUAGUAUAAAGGCCAUACUGACUCAUAUAUCAGUCUUUGAGGUACCCAGUGUUGUCUGCCUUAUGUCUGGUAGUUUUGUGCAGCUACCUUUUAGGGAAAAUUCCUUUUUUGGUGUCUCAUCAUUGUCCUGUCCAAGUGCAUUACGGAUGGACUGUGGGAAAUUGUGUUGUUCUACCUUCAUGAAUGGUAAAAGCCAAAUGUACGUUUGUAACGUUGGACAGCUCUAAAAACAAAAUACUAGAAAGUAAAAUGUACUGGAUCAAUGGUGUCUCAUAAAAUGUUAUUUUGUCUAUAAACACUAGUUACUUGGCCUGAGUGACUGAAAAUGACCAAUACUAAGCUUGUCAUAAUAUUGUGAUGCUACAUAUAACAAUUCAUGCAGCACCAUUUUAAUUUUGCCCAGCAAAAACACAUUUAACACUGAUAAUGUAAUCAAAUUGAAACAACAGUGCCACCUGGUGGAAAUUUCACCCAACUGGCUACAGUUGUCCAAAAAUGAAUUUAGUGAGAAAAGGAAUGUAUUUUCUUUAACUGCGCCAUGUGUCAUUAGUGUUAGAAGGCUGUUUUUGUCUGUCUGGCUGUUAGACUUCAGAGCAGCAGUUUUGUUUUCCUUAAUCACUGGGCAUGUUUUCUUGCCCUAAUCUGAUAUAUCUUUGGUGUAUUCCUUUAUUUGCUAACAGUAUUGAAAACUGGAACUUCUAAAUGCUAUUGCAGCAUGCAAGACAUUAAUACUAAAUACAUAUAUAAAAACUGA